This is a messenger RNA of Acanthisitta chloris (rifleman), 6837 nucleotides long. It is a transcript of the gene IGSF10, whose product is annotated as immunoglobulin superfamily, member 10. Gene Ontology annotation, molecular function: protein binding. Lineage: Eukaryota; Metazoa; Chordata; Aves; Passeriformes; Acanthisittidae. The transcript has 7 exons. The record is from RefSeq and is a predicted model, not a curated record.
GCUGCCCUCCCGGGCAUCAGCGCCUGUCCCCGGCUCUGCGCCUGCCACGGCCCUGCCGAGCUCCACUGCACCUUCCGCUACUUCACCGCCGUCCCCCCGCGCAUCCCUGCGGAUGUGCAGCGCAUCAACCUGGGCUACAACAGCCUGAGGAAACUGAGCCCCACAGACUUCGCUGGCCUGGAGAAACUGGAGUUACUGAUGCUGCACAGCAAUGAGAUCAAUACAAUCCCUGAGAAGGUGUUCAGUGAUUUACAUUCACUGCAGGUAAGAACUAAAUGACCCAAUGUUCAUUUUUGUUAUAACUUGAAACAACCCGCGUUUCACGGCCUGAGCAGCUUGGUACGGCUACACAUGGACCACAAUCAAAUUGAAUUUGUGAAUCCCAAUGUUUUCUAUGGACUCACUUCCUUAAGGCUGGUCCACUUGGAAGGAAACUUACUUCAGCAGCUGCAUGCAGACACUUUUGUCACCUUGCGCUAUAGCCAAAUAUUCAAAGUAUCCUCCCUGAAGCACAUCUCUCUGUCUGACAAUGGGCUGACUUCACUCCCACAAGAAAUGUUUUCUUACCUGUCCGAGCUCGAGAGCAUUUACCUUCAUGGAAACCCCUGGUCCUGCGACUGCAGCCUGCAGUGGUUUGCAGAGUGGGCACAGGAGAGACCAGAUGUUAUAAAGUGCAGAAAAGACAGAAGUUCUGGUGUCCAGCAAUGCCCAGUCUGUGCCAGUCCCAAAAAUCAUAAUGGGAAAAGCUUUGUGGAUCUUCCUUCUGCAUCUCUCACUUGCACUAAGCCAGCAAUACACUACUCCCUGAAAUCCAUAAACCUUACAGUGCCAGACGAUGGGGAUUUCAGUUCUGUGUCUCCCAAGGAUUUCAUAGCUCCAGUAGGGUUUGUGGUUUUGAACAUGACUGACCAAGCAGGAAAUCGAGGCAACUUGGUUUGCAAUGUCCAAAAGCCUAAAGAAAUGUCUCCUGUCUCAUUUGACCAAGACAGCAGCAGAAUGGUGCUCAGAAACUCAUUCUCAGCAUUCCUGGUGUGUGGCAUUGAUUAUGGACACAUCCAGCAGCUGUGGAGCAUCCUGGCACUGUACAGCAACUCUCCCUUAAAACUGGAGCAGACUGUCCAGGCAACUGAUGUGCCUUUUGUUAGUUACAAAUAUAAACAGAUAUAUGCUGAAAAAGAUGAACUUUUCACCAAUGUUGAGGCUGAGCUGAGAGCUGACCCAGCCUGGCUGAUGCAGAGCAAAGUGUCCCUGCAGCUGGACAGGACAGCCACCACACUCAGCACCCUGCACAUCCAGUACUCCAUAGAUGCCCAGCUCAGCCUGCCUAGUGCUGACAACAACCAGGUGAGGAACAACUGGGCCAUCAUCUCCAGGGACAGCAGCACCCAGACGGAGCACACCGUGUUAGUCGGGGGCACCGUGGAGCUGGGGUGCCAGGCAGCUGGGCAGCCAGCUCCUGCUGUGGAGUGGAUAUUGGCUGAUGGGAGCAAAGUGAGAGCUCCUCAUAUCAGUGAGGAUGGGAGAAUCAUUGUUCUUAAAACCGGAACGCUGACCUUGCGCACGGCUGACGCGUUUGACACGGGGCUCUACCACUGCAUCAGCACAAACGGCAAUGAUGCUGAUGCUCUCACGUUCAGAAUCACAGUGGUUGACCCUCACGUGGAGCACAGCAGUGUAAAUGGAGCCCAGCUGUCCACAGCUGUUGGCAGCACACUCUACCUGCCCUGUACAUCCACAGCUGCUCCAGAUGCUGCCGUUAGCUGGGUGCUACCUGAGCAUGUGGUCCUCCGUCAGUCUGCAGGAAACAAACAUAUUUUUGACAAUGGCACCUUGAGAAUCCAAGGGGUGACAGAGAGAGACAGUGGCUACUUCCGAUGCAUCACAGCCAACCAGUAUGGUGUCGACCUUUUGGUUUUCCAAGUGCUAGUGAGACGGGAUGGAACCACUCCAGAGAAAAAGCACAGAGCUGUGGAAGAUUGGGAAGAGGGUGACGGCUCUGGCAAUGCACUGCUGGGCUCUGCUGCAGCACAGACACAUCUCUCAGCUACUCCAGCCACCUUGACAGCUCAGCUGGAAUCUGCUGCCUCAGCAGCCAGCAGCCAGAGCACACAGAGCGCACGUCAAAGGAGCAGUCAGAGGAAAAUGCCUCACAGGCCCUACAGGGACAGAGCAGGCAGGCGGUUCAGGGGACACAGGAGACAGUUUGUUUCCUCAGCCCGGAGAGUCGACCCACAGCGCUGGGCAGCUUUGUUGGAGAAAACAAAGAGGAACUCAACAGUGACAGACAAACAAGGGAAAGUUGCAAUGAAACCCCCCAGUCGUGUCAGUAAGUUCUCAGAGGUACCUGGGGAUGUGGAGGAGACAUCUGGUGAUCUCAUAUCACCAGAAGAAGAAUUCAUGAUUCCAGUAACAGAGAAAGCCCCACUACCUUCUCAGGGGAGAGCAAUGGAAAGUGUGAUCACUGCAGGGCCUGAGGGGGCCACAAGUCACACUGCUGCCACGAAAACCUCCCUCCUGGCUGCAGAGACAAUAACUCCCCUACCCUCUCCUCUUCCACAGUCUGUGUCACCUGCCAGCAGGCGGCCACAAACAUAUCUGAAACCUACAGACUCAUGGGAAAGAUCUGAUUUGAGUCAAACAUCAGCAAAUGAUGUAAAAGAAUCAACCGUAUCAACUGGUGCAAGUGGAACAUCCACACUCUUCCCUGCCAGGCAAAUGCUGGUGUAUUCUGGGAAAAGUAAUAAUCAGCAACUAAACUCUGCGUCCACGACAGAAGCUACAGACACCAGCGGGGCUGUAACUCCCCAAAAUUCAGCAGACAAGCUACAUGUUUUUACUGAAUCUAUUGAUAAUGUUUCCACCCAAACAGAUCACCAGGUCCCUGUGGUGACAGUCAGUGCAACAAGCCCUGAAUUGGGUCCCAUUUAUUUUCACAGUGCUCAGAAAGGAGGAACUCCUAAGCCACCACUGGCCUUGACUAUCACUACUCAUCAGCAAAUUCAGGUUAUUCAGGAAGUUCCAACUCAUACAACCCAGAUCCAGCAGCAAUACGGAAGACGAAGGAAAACUUAUGGCAGGAGACGAGUUGUUAGACCAGGACAUAUUCCAGGUAGGAGAGAGCACCGAUACAACUUUGGGAGGCCAGGGUCUGCCAGAGGAAGUACAGCGGUGGCUGCAGGUGCUCAACUGAAUAUGAAGUACCUAUCAAGUGUACCAACUUCAAAUAAUUUAAGCAGCUCCAUCAAUCCAUUUAGACAAGAAGCACCCCUGUCCUCCCCACCAACCAUGAACAUGCCAUUGGAGCACCCCAUGGGUACCCACCAAAACACAGCAUUCCUCAGGGAAGAGGAAAACAAACAUAGUGCAAGGCAAAAAGCUGCCACCCCAGUCAUGUCUGUCACUGCAAAGGGCACUGCCACUACUGCAACCAAAGGAAUGAAGCUGACAGUUACAUCUGCUACUGCUCCUCAACCUGACACCAGACUCACUAAAGCACCGAAGACAGCUGUGCCACCUGCACCUACUGCAAGAACCUAUUCUCCUGCACAUGAGGAGAUCAGAUUUCAGCUGAAGCCAUCCACCAAAGUCAUGGAGAGGGGCAACAUGCUGACUGUCAGGACACUGACCACACCAAAGUCAUCACAGAUGGUGGCUCUGUGGGGAAGGGACAAGGACAGCUCUGUCAAAGGUUGGUUUGAAAGGAGACGAGACCAAGAAACCACCACCACUCCCAAUCCCAUCACCUUGGGCUCUGCAAGCAGAAACCAUUUUGCAAAGCCCAGAAUCGUUGGAGGGAAAUUGGCUGCUUUCACUGUGCUGGCAAAUUCCGAUGCUUUUAUUCCUUGUGAAGCUACUGGGAAGCCCCGUCCAACAAUACAGUGGACCAAGAUAUCAUCAGGGUCCGAUGCUCUGGAAGGUAGCACCAGCAGGUGGACAGUGUUUGCCAACGGGACGCUGUCCAUCACCCGGGCAGGCCUGGAGGACCGUGGGCAGUACCUGUGCACUGCAGCCAACACACACGGCGUGGCACGGCUCCUGGUCACACUGUAAGUGGUGGCUUACCCACCACGCAUCCCCGCCACCGCUUCCUCUGGGAAGCCUGUGGCAGUGGCGUGCAAGGCCACGGGCAGGCCCCCUCCCACUGUCUCCUGGGUUCUAGCAAAUAAAACCCACCUCUCCCCAGCUGCCACAGGGAAUGACAAAGUUCACAUGGAACCAGACGGCACUUUGGUUAUCCAUGAAGUUACUGUUUAUGACAGAGGUCUCUACACAUGCCUGGCCAAAAACCCUGCAGGCACCGACACACUAACUGUGAAGCUGCAGGUUGUUGCGGCACCUCCUGCCAUCCUGGAGGAGAAGAGACAACGUGUGGAAGGAAAUACGGGAGAAAGCCUGAAACUGCCUUGCACUGUGCAAGGGAACCCUCAGCCCACUGUCCACUGGGUCCUCCCUGACGGCACAGAGGUAAAGCCUCUGCAGCUGGUACACAUGAGGCUGUUCCUGUUCUCCAACGGCACUCUCCACUUCAGCAGCAUCAUCCCUUCUGACAGUGGGAACUAUGAGUGCAUAGCCACGAGCUCCACUGGCUCAGACAGGAGGGUGGUCAGCCUCGUGGUGGAGCACAGGGAAACGCUUCCAAAAAUAGCCAUCGCCUCUCGAGAACUGACUCAGUUGAAUUUUGGGGAUAAGUUGCUUCUGAACUGCACAGCAACUGGAGAGCCCAAGCCCAGGAUCAUCUGGAGGUUGCCCUCCAAGGCUGUUGUGGACCAGUGGCACAGGAUGGGAAGUCGGAUCCAUGUCUACCCUAAUGGAUCCUUGGCUAUUGAGGCAGUUACAGAAAAGGAUGCGGGUGACUAUCUGUGUGUUGCAAGAAACAGCAUUGGGGAUGAUCUGAUCCUGAUGAAAGUCAGCAUCACAAUGAAACCAGCCAAGAUUGACCACAAACAGCACUUCAAGAAACUAGUGCCAUAUGGCAAGGAUUUCAGAGUGGACUGCAAGGCCUCGGGAUUACCCACACCAGAAAUAUCCUGGGGUUUGCCAGAUGGGACAGUGGUUAACAACGUGAUGUUGGCAGAUGACACUGGGCGCAGGUCUCGCAGGUAUGUCCUCUUUGACAAUGGAACGCUCUACCUCAACAAAGCUGGAGUGACAGAAGGAGGAGAUUACACUUGCUAUGCCCAAAACACUUUGGGAAGAGAUGAGAUGACUAUCCACGUUACAGUCAUCAUGGCAGCCCCUCAGAUAAAGCACAAUUACAAGACAUACCUUGCAGUGGCAGCUGGAGACACAGCACUGCUGGACUGUGAAGCUGCUGGAGAGCCCAGGCCACAGAUAUUUUGGUUGCUGCCUUCCAGUGAGAUGAUCUCCUCAUCCACAGACAGACACUCCCUGCACACCAAUGGCUCUCUCUCCAUCAGCCACAUCAGGCUUCUGGAUGCUGGGGAGUACAUGUGUGUGGCUCGGAACCCUGGCGGGGAUGACACCAAACUGUAUAAGCUGGACGUGGCUGCUAAGCCCCCCAUCAUAAAUGGUUUAUACAGGAACAAGACAAUCAUGAAGGUGACAGCAGUGAGACACUCAAAGAAACACAUCGACUGUCAGGCAGAAGGGACACCUCCCCCUCAGGUUAUGUGGAUCAUGCCUGACAACAUUUUCCUAACAGCCCCAUAUUAUGGGAGCAGGAUUGUGGUGCACAAAAAUGGGACACUUGAGAUUCGGAACAUCAGGCCUUCGGACACAGCAGAUUUUAUCUGUGUGGCACGUAACGAUGCAGGAGAGAGCAUGCUGGUGGCACAGCUGGAGGUCACAGAGAUGCUGCGGCGACCCAUGUUCAAAAACCCAUUCAACGAGAAAAUAAUAGCAAAACCUGGGAAAACUAUCACACUGAACUGCUCUGUGGAUGGAAACCCUCCCCCAGACAUAAGCUGGAUGCUGCCCAACGGCACAUGGUUUUCCAGCAGCAUCAGGACAACCCAGUUUCUCACAGGAAGCAACGGGACCCUGACCAUCUACAAUCCCAAGAGCGACCAAGCCGGGCGGUACCGCUGUGCUGCCCGGAACAAGGUUGGAUAUAUUGAAAAGCUGAUCAUCCUGGAGCUAGCCCAGAAGCCCAAUAUCCUCACCCGGCCUGUGGGGCUGGUGAAGGGCAUCAGUGGGGAGCCGUUGUACCUUCACUGCCUGGCUGAUGGGAGCCCCAAACCCAGCACGGCGUGGACGCUGCCCGGGGGCCGCGUGCUGGACCGACCACAGCUCAGCGAGAGGUACCUGCUGCUGGAGAAUGGCACCUUGGUCAUCCGGGCAGUCACCACUCACGACGGAGGGAAUUACAUGUGUAGGGCCCACAAUGAUGCUGGUGACAGCUCUGUGACCAUUCCUGUUGUCAUCACAGCCUACCCACCACGGAUCACAGGCAGGUCCCCGCCGGCUAUCCAUACAGGGCCAGGGACGCCAGUUCAGCUCCACUGCAUGGCGCUGGGAAUACCAAAGCCAGAAAUUACCUGGGAAUUACCUGACCACUCCAUACUCUCUACAGCUCACCAGGGCCGAGGAUCUAGGGGCAAGCUGCUUCACCCCACAGGGACUUUGCUCCUGCAGAAUCCCCAACCCUCCGAUUCUGGUGCGUACAAGUGCACGGUGAGGAACCCCUUUGGCAGCGACUUCACAGUAACAUACAUCCAAUACCAAAGCCAGAAAUUACCUGGGAAUUACCUGACCACUCCAUACUCUCUACAGCUCACCAGGGCCGAGGAUCUAGGGGCAAGCUGCUUCACCCCACAGGGACUUUGCUCCUGCAGAAUCCCCAACCCUCCGAUUCUGGUGCGUACAAGUGCACGGUGA